UGUGUAUCGUAUAUCAGCAUGCAAGGCACCCACUGCUGACUUCACAACAGGACUGAGCGGCUACACACAAGCUGCUGGCAUCGAUCAAUUUGACUGGACCAGAAGACGUGCAUCAACAACCAGCGGCAGUACAGGUCCUUCGUCAGAUCAUUCAGAUGGCUCUGGUUACUAUCUGUAUAUCGAGACCUCUUCACCCAGGAUUGCGGGUCAGAAAGCCAUUAUCUACUCGCCACAGUACACCCUUAGCGGCACAAAGGUCUGUUCCUUCUCUUUCUGGUACCACAUGUACGGUGCCAGCAUCGGUACGCUGAACGUCUACGUGAAGACUUCCACUGCAAAUGUCCGGGUCUUCACGCAAAGCGGAAACAAGGGCAACAAUUGGCUCUACGCACGCGUGCCCUUGAACACUGUCCCAGCAGCUACAUCUGGUCCAUUCCAGCUGUCAUUUGAAGGUAUUCGUGGAACAAGCUUCACUGGUGACAUUGCUAUCGAUGACAUAGGCUUCUAUGACGACUGCUGUGCCGGUAGCACAUCCGCUAACUUGUGCACAACACCCAUCUACAAGGCAUCAUUCAAAUCCACCACAGACAGCUUCUACAAUGCAGCCACUGAUUCCUUUGACUGGACCCGGCCGGCAACUGCCCUGUCUGGCACUGCACCUAGAACGGAUGCCGUAGGAAGUGGUCCAACACAGUACCUGUCUACUUACAUACCUUCUUCGGUUGCCGGUGGCAAGUCUGCACUGCUGUUCAGCCCGCUGUUCACCUCGCCGCCAAUUCCUGCGGCCUGCCAGAUACGCUUCUAUUACUGGAAGUACUACUCGUCAACUAUCUCAUCCUCCAACUUGAAUCUGCUGAUCAAUGGCAAGAUGACUACACUGUGGACUGCACCGGCUGGUGGAUCAACCAGCUGGAGGCUCGCACAAGUCACUCUUGCCAAGACUGCUCUUGCUGCCUCAGACUUCCAACUUGUCUUUGCCGCAGUACGUGGAAAUGCAAGCACAGAUAGUUACCUGGGCCUUGAUGAGAUCACGUUCUCGGAUGGAUGCUGCGUGGGCGGCAUUUCAACAUGCACUUCAACCAUCACUACUUUCAACUCUGGAUUCGACGGCUACACUCAAGAUAAGACGGACAAAUUUGAUUGGACUCGACAGAGGGGAUCAACUGGCUCAAUUAGCACUGGUCCUUCAUCUGACCAGUCUGGCUCAGGCUACUAUAUGUACAUAGAGACCUCGUCGCCGCGCGUCAGUGGAGACGUGGCGAGUCUUCUCUCCCCGGUCUACUCUGCCCCUGUCGCCACCUGUCAGUUCUCCUUCUUCUAUCACAUGUAUGGCGCAACGGUUAACAGGCUGACCGUUAACGCCGUCCCAUCAUCCGGCUCUGCCAUUCAGUUGUGGACUCUGUCCGGUAACCAAGGAAAUUCAUGGAAGUCCGCCACCGUUUCUCUGUCCAAGGUCUCCACUGUCUUCCAGCUCCAAUUUGUUGCAACGAGUGGCAGCAGCUUCACAGGAGACAUUGCUAUUGACACCAUAGCUUUCAGCUCAUCUUGCUGUGCAGUGGCGCAAAAGUCCUGCUACGUGGAGACGGCAACGUUCGAUAUCGGUCUGAACGGCUACACGCAGGUGAAGACGGACAACACAGACUGGACUCGCCGUACAGGCAGCACCACCAGCACUGCCACUGGGCCAACCCAGGAUGCCACACCUGAUACACCAAUAAACGGCUACUACAUGUACUUGGAAACCUCCGGUGGAUCAACUGGCAACAACGCCAAACUGCUCUCCCCCGUGUUCAACGCGCCCAGCACGCCGAAGAGCUGCCACGUCAAUUUCUUCUACCACAUGUACGGAUCCUCCAUUGGCACGCUCAAUGUCAGGCUCAUUGCCGGCAGCAUCAACAAGGUCAUGUUCACACAGUCCGGAGGAUCACUCAACAGCUGGCGCUGGAAGGAUUUCUUCGUCGGCCAGACCACCAAAUUCCAGCUGGAAUUCGAGGCCAUCCGAGGAGGCUCCUUCACCGGAGACAUUGCUAUUGAUCAGAUCUCUGUGCGCCAUUGCUGCCCCGAGUCACCAUGUGUCGUUAAGCCGACUGACUUCGAGAUUGGUGGCCCUAUGGGUUGGUAUCCUGGAACUGGUAACUUGCAGUGGAACAUCACAACUGGAAGUACACCAACAACCGGCACGGGACCCACAAAUGACUUCACCUUCAAGAAUGCAUCUGGUCACUAUAUCUUUUUGGUUGUGGGUGGAGGAAGUUCGGGUGAUUCAGCUACUCUCCUGAGCCCAACGUACUUGCCACCUCGCCGCACCGGUGGUCAGAUGCAGUUCUCCUACAACAUGUUUGGAAGCGGCAUUGGCACGCUGUCUCUUGACAUGAUCGUUUCCGGCGUGAAGACAAGCUUGUGGACCAAGACGGGCAAUCAGGGCACGGCAUGGCAGACUGCUAAGGUCACUAUCUCAGCUUCCGCGCCGUACCAGCUCCAGUUCACGGGGACCUACAGAGGUGCACUGGGUAACAUUGCACUGGAUGAUAUCAAGGCUGACCUGGCAACAUACUGUGUUGAUUGGAGCCAAUACAGCUCCACUGUUAUUAAGCAGUACUUCCCUCUCGGAGAGCGUGUUGUGCGUGGCAGGGACUGGAGCUGGGGACUACAAGAUGGAGGAACGGGCGCAUUCGGCAACAUCACCGGGGUGCUUGAUGGAUCAUCCACGGGAUGGGUGCGGGUUAGAUGGUCCAAUAACCAUCUCAACUCGUAUCGCAUGGGUGCAAGCAGCAAGUACGACCUCUACAGAGUUGCAGAGUUUGCCACGCCAGGAACACCCACCGUACCACCAGCACAAGCAACAGUGUGUUCGCUUGGCCUGACUGACUUUGAGACGACAGGCCUGAACUCCUGGAAACAAUCGAAAACCGACAAAUUCGACUGGACCAUUGACAACGGCGGAACACCCUCGAUUUCUACAGGACCGAGCAUAGAUCACACACUGGGAACUGCAGCUGGCCAUUAUCUGUAUAUCGAGACAUCUUCAACCGGCACUAGUGAUAAUGCAGUCCUGGUGUCACCGAGUUUCCAGCCAGUCUACGCUGCGUGCAAGAUGUCGUUCUGGUACCACAUGUACGGCUCGGCCAUCGGCACGCUGAAUGUCAAACUCUACUCGCUCACCAACAGCAUCACCAGCACGGCGUGGACCAAGAGCGGCAACCAGGGCAACGCAUGGCUCCUGGCCACCGUGGCUCUGAGUCCGUCGCUGGGCAACUUCCAGAUCAUGUUUGAAGGUAUUGAUGGCACCAGCUUCACUGGAGAUAUCGCUAUUGAUGACAUCUCCUUCGAGACAUCCUGCUGCAAAGACUGUCAUCCAACAGUGGCCUUUGGAAACACAACAUCUUCCAGCUAUCAAGGCUUCUGGGAGGAAGGUUACGACACAACCAACUGGAGACUACAGAAGGGUGCCACCGGCUCUUCGAGCACAGGUCCACCUGCUGACCACACUGGAGCUGGCUACUAUGCCUACCUGGAGACCAGCUCACCACGAAGAGCUGGCGACAAUGCAGUGCUGGUAUCACCAGCAUACCUUCCUCCCACCAGUGGAAACUGCAAGAUGACGUUUUGGUACCAUAUGUAUGGUACGACCAUCGGCACCCUGAAGGUCUUCAUCAACUCCUACUACGGCCAGUCCAUGGCCUGGUCUAAGAGCGGUAACCAGGGAAACCUGUGGAUCAGCACCAGUGUUACUGUGCCACAGUACCGUGCCUGGGUUCACACGUUCCGCUUCGAAGCCAUUGCUGGCUCCAGCUUCACGGGAGACAUUGCCAUCGAUGACAUCUCAUUCUCUGCUGACUGCGGAUGUGUGUCCUGCUCCUCUCAGAUCAACUUUGAGACAACAAGACCAUUGACAAGCCUUGUCCAGUCCAAAUCAGACAAGUUUGACUGGACGUUGGCUGCAGGUGCAACUCCAAGUGGAAGCACCGGCCCAUCUGUCGACCACACAACAGGCACCGGAACUGGACGCUACAUCUACAUGGAAACGUCCGGACGCAGCGUCGGUGACACGGCCGUGAUCUCUAUGCCCAAGGUGCCGGCUCCACCGGGCCCCGCCUGUGCCCUGGUCUUCUGGUACCACAUGUAUGGCAGCAGUAUUGGAACUCUGGCCGUGGCUCUGUCAGGUAGCUCAACCUCCAUGUGGAGCAAGACAGGUAGCCAAGGAAACUUCUGGCAGAGAGCCGUUGUGCCCAUCACUGGCAAAACUGGUUUCGGAAUCACCUUCACUGGCACAGUGGGCACAUCGUUCACUGGUGAUAUUGCUCUCGAUGACAUCUGGCUUACUCCAGACUGCUGCACAUCUCGUCCUGACCUCAGCAAGUUCAAUACUAAGGAUCUGGCAUAUGCCUUCAGAACUGGCGUGCGUGUCAUCCGUGGCAAGGACUGGUCCUGGGGCACCCAGGGCAGCGGUGGACCGGGUUCUAUUACCCAGGGUCUGGGCAACUACUCCUCGACCGGAUGGGUGCAGGUCAGAUGGGAUGAUGGCCACCUUAAUGCCUAUCGCAUGGGAUCUGCCAGCAAGUAUGACCUCUAUCUGCAAAUUCCAGCUGUUGCCGCGAUUGUUGUAUCACCAACUCCAACGGCACCAUCCACGGCACCCACAACAUCUCCAACUCUGCCUCCCCUCCAGCCAGGUUGCGAGGACUGGACCACCUACACCACCGCCCAGCUGGCCGCCAAGUUCAAGCUGUCGACCCGUGUUACGCCGUAUGGCCGCGACUGGUCUUGGGGCUCGCAGAACGGUGGCAAGAACGGCACUGUCAUUGGAGCUCUGACCGCCGGCUACGUACGUGUCACCUGGGACAACGGCUACACCAAUUCCUACAGGAUGGGCGCCACCGGCAAAUACGAUCUCUGUAUUGAAGUGGGCGUUAUUGGAUCACCUAAUGCCGCAUGUACCACUCCCGCUUUGGACUUUGAGGAAACUGGUACCAAGGCCCUUGGCAACUGGACACAAGACACUAAGGACGACUUUGACUGGAGUAUUCACUCCGCAAGUACUGGCAGCUUUGCAACUGGACCAACGAAUGACCAUACCUUUGGCAAUUCUUCUGGCCACUACAUUUACAUUGAGACAUCUUUCCCGCGGACCAGAGGCGAUGUAGCUCGCCUGUCCUCUCCAGUUUUCACAAGCAAUGUCGUUGGCUGCCGCGUGGUCUUCUGGUACCACAUGUAUGGUGGUACUGUUGGAAACCUGACUUUAACGGCACAGAACAUCGCCAACCAGCGUACGUUCACCCUCUGGACAAUGACGGGUGAUCAAGGUGACAAAUGGCAACGCGGCUCCGCCAACAUUGCCAACAUCACCGGCUCGUUCCGACUGACGUUCACCGCCGUCACCGGAAGCAGCUUCACGGGGGACAUUGCACUCGACGACAUCUACUUCGACAAGAGCUGCUGCGGCAAUCCAACGUGCGGUGCCGCCAGAUCUGACUUUGCGUCCGGAAUGGACGGAUUCACUCAGGUCUCGACUGACGACUUUGACUGGACUCGGUCCAACGGCCGCACGUCCAGCUCGGGCACCGGCCCAUCGUUUGACCACACCACUAACACCACAAGUGGUUACUAUAUGUACAUCGAGACAUCGCUGCCGCGCACCAGCGGUGACAAGGCACAGCUGAUGUCACCGCUCUACCAAGAGCCGUCCACUACCUGCUCGUUCACUUUCUGGUAUCAUAUGUAUGGCGCUAGCAUCGGCUCCCUCAAUGUCUAUAUUGUCCGCCGUGGUAUCAACACCAGGGUCUUCAGUCAAGCGGGGCAAAUCGGCAAUCGCUGGGUCUCAUCUGGCUCACUCAAGGUUGGCCUAGGCGGCCAGUUCCAGGUGAUGUUUGAAGGUGUAACUGGCUCAAGCUUCACUGGUGAUAUUGCCAUUGAUGACUUCCAAUUUAGCCAAGACUGCUGUCCAACUUCAGCAUGUACGGCAGCAAAGACUCCAACAACGUGGGACACCAGCAGCGGAGGCUCAUCCUUCCAGGGCUACAUCCAGGAUGCUAGUGACAACUUUGACUGGAGCCUGGACAACGGCGGUACAUCCAGUUUCAGCACUGGGCCCGGCACUGACCACACGUCGGGAACCAGCAGUGGGUACUAUGCCUACAUCGAGACCUCGUUCCCGAGGAGGGUCUCCGAUGUGGCCCGCCUCAUCUCGCCAGUGUACACGUCUGACGCGAAGUACUGCGGCGUGACCUUCUGGUAUCAUAUGUAUGGAACCACGGUUGGCACACUCAACGUCUACAUCAGGACACCAUUCAAGACCACUAAGCUCUGGUCGAAGAGCGGAAACCAGGGCAACAACUGGCUGCUGGGAACGGCCUCAAUCGGCUCAACAGAUCCAGAGCAGUUCCAGCUUAUCUUUGAGGGUAUCGUUGGCACAAGCUUCACUGGUGACAUUGGUCUGGAUGACAUUGCUCUCACCCAGGCCUGCUGCAAGGGCACUGUACCAACAACCUGCGGUACUGCAGCAAUAAACUUUGAGCCUGGAUAUGAAGGCUAUACGCAAUCCUCUCAGGACAAGUUUGAUUGGACACGCCAGACAGGAGGCACCUCUUCCUUCUCAACUGGACCGUCCAGUGACCAUACCACUGGCUCAGGUUACUAUCUGUUCAUCGAGACAUCGUCCCCGCGCCGCCGUGGUGACAACGCAAUUAUUGCCUCACCAACGUACAACAACAGCCUGCAGCUCUGCUCAUUUGACUUCUGGUACCACAUGUACGGCACGACCGUUGGUACGCUCAACGUCUACAUCAACCAGACUGGCACAGCUCAGAAACUAGCCUGGUCCAGGUCGGGCAACAAUGGCAAUAGAUGGAAGAAGGCCCGAGUACCCGUGGGCCGCUUCCUUGACACCUUCCAGAUUGUGUUUGAGGGUGUUGUUGGUACCAGCUUCACUGGUGACAUUGCUAUUGAUGACAUCUCCUUCAACACGGAUUGCUGUGCAGUCGUGUGCCCCGACGACUACUCACCGUACAAUACCUUCCAGAUGUCCUACAUCUUUGGGCCCGGCGUGAGAGUACAGCGUGGACCCGACUGGCUCUCGACUUACGGCAAUGUGGACGGUGGACUGGGUGCACUGGGCACUGUCAUUGCCAAGCUUGGCUCGGCUAGUCCUGGCGUUGUCACCGUACAGUGGGAUGCCGGACAGACUGCCCUGUAUCGUGUUGGAACACAACUCGAUGUCUGCCGCGCCAAUGCUCUUCCGGAUUACUCGCAGUUCUCCAAUCAGACCCUCACCGGAAUGUUCACCUCCGGCAUCCGCGUCAUUCGUGGCCGGGACUGGAAGUGGGGAGCUCAGGAUGGCAACUCCGAGGGAAUCGUUACGCUCAGUACAAACACUAGCAACUCGCCGGGCUGGGUCCACGCUACGUUUGUUGCCCACCAGAACUCAUACCGCGUCGGUGCCGAGGGUGCAUUUGACCUGUGGCGUGUCAGAGACUUGAUCCCAAUCAACUACACAAUUCCAAUUUCCUCCACGGCACCACCAACAGUCCAGCCCGUUGGAAACCUCUCAUCUAUCCCAUGCGGUGUGAACAAUGACUUUGAGAAUGGCCUGAGCGGCUUUAUCCAGGACAGACGCGACACAUUCGACUGGAGUGUAGGCUCUGGCUCCACACCAUCAUCUGCAACUGGUCCCGCGAGUGACCAUACCUAUGGCAACUCUACGGGCAAGUAUCUGUUCAUCGAGGCAUCGUCGCCACGCCGCGCUGGAGACUACGCCCGCCUGUUCUCGCCUGCCUAUCAGCCAGCAGAGACGGUGGCCUGCGGCUUCUCCUUCUGGUACCACAUGUCUGGCACAGGUACAGGCAACCUGACAGUGCAGCUAGCAACACCCACCAGUCUCAGAACCAUCUUCUCCAAGGCGGGUGACCAGACCAGUGUAUGGCAGCAGGCUCAAGUGCCGCUGCCCACCGUCAGCUUUGUGCCAUGGUUCCAGUUGGUGUUUGUAGCAACCGUCGGUCCAUCCUUCUCCAGUGACAUCUCCAUUGACGACUUUAGAUUCUACAAGGACUGCUGCUCGGCUUGCAACGGACCACAAACAUUUGAAUCUGGUCUGAGUGGCUGGACCCAGGACACGUCUGAUGACUUCGACUGGACCUUGGACCGGGCUGGCACCAGCUCAAGCUCAACUGGACCCAACGUUGACCACACGUUUGGCACAUCACUUGGCCAGUACCUGUACAUCGAGACGUCUUUCCCUCGUGUCAACGGCGACGAGGCGGUCAUCACCUCGCCACUCUUCUCUGCACCGCGCUCCGACCUGUGCUCCAUGACCUUCUGGUAUCACAUGUUCGGCACCACCAUCAACGAGCUCAGCGUUGGUAUCACUUACCGUGGAACAACCACCGUGCUCUGGACAAAGAAGGGCAAUCAAGGAAACCGCUGGAUCUCUGCCUCUGUCAAGUUACCUUCUAGCACCUACUCUGGUCCAUUCCAGAUCUCGUUCCGUGGUCUUGCUGGUACCUCAUUCACCGGUGACAUUGGUAUUGAUGACGUCUCGUUCUCGGAUGAAUGCUGCCCAGGCUGCAAUGGCCCAACAACGUUCGACAGCGGAAAGCUUCCAGCCAACUUCGCCUCGACAUCGUCCGGCUCGACCAGCCUUACCUGGAAGGUGACCAACACGGCACUGUCUGCCUUCUCUGGCCCGACUGCCGACCAUACGACUGGCAAAGGCUACUUUGCAUAUGUUGACUCAUCAGCGACACAUGCCAGUGGUAGCACCGUGACCCUCAGCGGUCCCAUCCUCUCCGCGCCAACCAGUCCCAGCUGUUCAGUCACGCUCUUCUACAACAUGUUUGGCGUCUCCAUCUCCAAGAUGGCGGUCAACGUGCGCCAGGCAGGUGGUCCGGUGGUUGCUGGCCGCACCUUCCUUGGAAAUCUUGGCAACGUCUGGCGCUCAGUCACCAUCGCUGUUCCAAUGUCCGCUGGCCACUUCCAGCUGGAGGUCACCGGAACACUCAACACCGGCUCACUGGGUUACAUGGCUAUUGAUGACAUCAUCUACAGCACCGGAUGCUGCAACAAUGCAGUCAAGCCGCCAAUCUAUUCUGUGUACUCCGACGCUCAGAUGAUCGGUCUGUUCCCUAUUGGCACACGCGUCGUUCGUGGCAAGGACUUCGUCUACUCUCACCCGGGAAGCAGCGGUGUUGGUAACGUCACGACCGCAUGGUCGGCCGGCUAUGUGAAGGUCGCAUGGGGCACAAGUUCAGUAUCCUAUACAUAUGCUAUGGGUGCUAACGGACUCUAUGAGCUGUACAGACUGGCUGAUCUGCUGACAGGAGCGGUGACAUUUGCUCCCACAUCCCCCCAGCCCACUACACCACCAACUCCCAACUACGCGCUACUGUCCAUUCCUCAGCUGGCAAUCAUGUUCGGUGCUGGCACACGUGUCCUGCGCGGUCGAGACUGGCAGUAUUCCUUCCAGGACGGCGGUCCGACUGGCCGUGGUACCGUGCAGAAGUUUGUCUUGCCCACAUCUUCAUCGGCACCAGCCCUGGUGCAGGUCAAGUGGGAUAACGGAAAUGUGUACUCAUACCGAAUGGGUGCCGGCUCCUAUGACCUGGCUCGUGUUCAAGAUAUCGGCUUGCCUUCAGUGACAGGACCCUUCAUCACUACUGCACCACCCACGCCAUCCGCACCUAUCAACUAUGGCGCCUUCAGCAUUGCUCAGCUGCAGCUCCUCUUCCCCGUAGGCACUCUAGUCACGCGUGGUCGAGACUGGAAGUGGGGCGACCUGGACGUCAGUCCCACCAUGGUGGGUAAUGUCAGCAUUGCACUGGACGCACAGGGCUACGUUCAGGUCACCUGGGCCAACGGAUUCGUAGGCUUCUAUCGCAUGGGCUAUGCCAAUGCGUACGACCUGUACCGUCUUGUCGAUCUUACAAGCCCACCAACUCCACCAGUCGUCACCACACAGCCGACACCUACUCCUGCAUGCCGUCCUCGCACAACAUUUGAGAGUGGCCUGAUGGGCUACACGAACGAUGCCAGCAAUGACAUUGACUGGGGUUUGAACAGAGGUAAUACAGGAUCAUUUGCUACCGGUCCGUCGGUGGACCACACUCUGGGAAAUUCCCUUGGUCAGUACGUGUACCUGGAGACAUCUUCCCCAGCCAGCGCUGGAGACGAGGCUCGCCUGAUCUCCCCAGCCUACCCGUCGCCUCCAGGAAGUAUCUGCCAGGCCACUUUCUGGUACCACAUGUACGGUGCAACCAUCGGCACACUGAAUGUCUACAUCAAGUUGAGCAAUGGCACGUCACUGCUUGCCUGGACAAAGAAGGGUGAUCAGGGUGACACGUGGUACCAGGCACAGUUCGCUAUUGGCAAGACUAGUGGCACAUUCCAGCUUGUGUUUGAGGGAAUUGCUGGCACUAGCUUCACUGGUGAUAUUUCCAUCGACGACGUUUCCUUUGGUAUUGGAUGCUGUGGAGCUUCCCCCGAUUACAGUAUCUAUGGCCAGGCUCAGCUAGCAGGGCUCUUUGCUGUGGGCACACGUGUUGUUCGCGGCAAGGACUGGCAGUGGGGUAGCCAGGACUCCUUCGGUCAAGGAACAGUCACAGCCAACCUGACCAGCGGUGGCUACCUGCAGGUCAGGUGGGACAACGGCAACUCGUUCAGCUAUCGAAUGGGAGCUCUCUCCAUGUAUGACCUGUAUCGCGUCAUCGACUUGACAUACACUCUACCACCAACAGCUGCAACGGCUGCUCCAGGCUGUGUCACAUACGACUUUGAAGAUGGCACGGAUGGAUUCGUUCAGUCACAGUCCGGCGACGAUGACUUUGACUGGUCGCGUGGCCGGUCCGGGACUUCGUCCUUCGGUACAGGACCUUCCAUCGACCACACUCUGGGCACUCCGGCUGGUAGCUACAUGUUCAUUGAGACUUCGUUCCCACGUGUGAUUGGUGACCGUGCCAUCAUGCUCUCUCCGGCAUUCAACCCACCACCACGCGCCGGCUGCUCGGCAUCCAUCUGGAUUCACAUGUACGGUGUGGACAUUGACAGGCUGGAAAUCUGGCUGAUCACCAACGCCGGCAACACGUCCCUGCUGGUGGUUCCCGGAGAUCAUGGCGAUGUGUGGAUGAGGCGAACUCUCUCACUUGCCAGUGUCUCAACUGCAUACAGACUCUUGUUCAUCGGCUACGUUGGACCAAGUUUCCAGGGAGACAUUGCCAUUGACGACCUGACAUUCGAAGCUGGAUGCUGUCCAGUGUACCCCGACUACUCGGCCUACAGCCCAGCGCGCAUCAUGUCAACAUUCCCCAUCGGCACCCGUGUCAUUCGCGGCAAGGACUGGUCCUGGGGCAGUGACGAUGGCGGUAAGGGUGGUACCGGUACAGUGACCAGCGCCCUCAGCAGCAACGGUUACAUGCAGGUCACCUGGGAUGCAGGCAAGAAGGGCAGCUAUCGCAUGGGUGCCAGUGGCAUGUACGACCUCUACCUAGCUCCAGUUGUAAGUUGCAACCCACUCUCACCACCCACAUACGGCAGCCUGACUGGUGGCUACAACAUUCAUGACACGGUCACUCUCACCUGCCAAGCUGGCUACACUCUGAGUGGUCCGGCAACGAGGACGUGCACUAGCAUGGGCAGCUGGACUAACGGCGCCACGGCCUGUGUCAAAACAUCGGCUGACUACUCCAAGUACACAGCUGCAGAGCUUGCUGCCAUCUUCACUACCGGCGCCCGUGUUGUACGAGGACCUAACUGGGUAUUUGGAACACAGGACAAGAGUGGCCCUGGCACCAUUAUCCAGGGACUUGGUGCCUACGUCAAGCCUAACCAUAUCCAGGUUGCCUGGGACUACGCCAAGGCAGUCUUCUAUGAAUAUCAGGUCGGUGCUGGCACGUUUGAGGUGCAACUCUACGCCGCAUCCAGCUGCCCAGUCCUGAAGGCACCUGUUGAUGGUUCAAUCACCGCCAACACCGGCAAGUUUGGUGAGAAGGUGACGGUCACAUGCCGCACUGGCUACGCCCUGCAAGGAUCCAUCAGCCGUACCUGCCAGGCGCCUGGUCUCUGGUCUGGCCUCACGGCCGUCUGCUCAGCUGCAUGCAAGGCCUCCCAAUGGCAGUGCGAUGACGGCACCUGCAUUCCCAAGGCCGGCCAUUGCGACGGUCUCCACACAGACUGCUCUGACGGUUCUGAUGAGAAGUACUGCUCGAUUAUUUUGCCAACCGCCGCUAGUAACAACUGCACGGCUGCACAGUUCGCUUGUGCCACCGGCGCCUGCAUUCCCAAGGCGCAGAACUGCGACGGCAACUGGUGGGACUGCGUGGACGGCAGCGACGAGAUUGGCUGCACCAACACCACUGCUCAGUCGCUGCCCGACUACAGCACCUACACAGCUGCCAAGCUGCAACAGUUGUUCCACAUCGGUGCACGUGUGGUGCGUGGAAAGGACUGGAGCUACGGCUCACAGGACGACUUUGGCGUCGGCACCAUCAUCUCCAACUUCACAGCCAGCUACCUCGUACAAGUGCAGUGGGAUUCCGGACGUAUCUUCUCUUACCGCAUGGGAUACUCGAGCAAGUAUGACUUGUACCUGGUGCAAGGAACCAACUGUCCAGCUCUGCAGAGCAUCCUGUAUGGAUUCGUCACCACGUCUGGCUUGGCCCACAACGAUGUAGGAACGUACUCUUGCAAGUCAGGCUAUGUCCUUCAGGGCAUUGCACAACGUACCUGUGUCGGAGGUUUCUGGUCUGGUUCUCAGCCAACUUGUGUCCUUCCGGCCAAUGCCACCCGAUUCCAGGACUACAGCAAGCUGUCGCCCGUCGUCAUUGCCAACUUGUUCAAGGUUGGCACGCGUGUAGUACCGGGACAGGACUGGAUCUGGGGUAACCAGAACGGUGGUCUGCCAGGCACAGUCGUCUCGACCAUCUCCGCAGCCGGCUGGAUGAACGUCAUCUGGGACAACAACCACAACAACUUCUACCGCAUGGCCAAUGGAUUCUUCGACUUGGCAUUGGCUAACGUCUCAGGCUGCUUGCCUCUCGGAUCACCUGCUAAUGGCUACCAGCAAGGAACUGGCACCGCUGUCGGUGACUCGGUCAGUUUCGGAUGCUUCCCGCCAUACGUGCUGCAAGGACCCACAGUGCGCACAUGCCAGGCUGAUGGAUUCUUCGACGGCAUCGACUCCUAUUGUGCAAAGGUCAUUCAGCCGUGUACCAGCUCUCAGGUGCGCUGUGCCGGUAGCACUGUGUGCAUUGCCAAGUCAGCCUGGUGUGAUGGUAAACAGUUUGACUGUCCUGAUGGCUCCGAUGAGCUCUACUGUGGAAGCACUAACACAACUGGUAAGAACUGCACAGCACUGACGGCGCCUUUGAACGGCAAGGUGACCGGAACAGGUGUCACGCCCGGCACUGGUCUCUUCUUCGCCUGCAACGCACCCUACGUACUCCAGGGCAGCGUUGUGCGCUACUGCGACGUCUCCGGAACGUGGAGCGGCGUUCCUGCUACAUGCUCAAUCCCUGAUAUUCCCUGCAAGUACCACGAGUUCAAGUGCGGUGGCAGUGGUGGUUGUAUCUCGGCCACUAAGGUCUGCGACGGUGUGUGGUAUGACUGCCCGGAUGGCUCCGACGAGAGCAACUGCACUAGCACACGCGGCACUGCAGCACCAGGUCAAGACUGUCUGCCCCAGCAGACUCCACCAAAUGGCUACAUCCAGGGAGCCAGCAUGACCAGCUACGGCAGCCAGAUUGCGUUUGGCUGCUACCAGCCAUACGUUCUCCAGGGAUCUGCCACCCGCACCUGCCAGCUGAGUGGCAAGUGGGAUGGUGUACCACCUGUCUGCACAUUGGCCUCACCUUGCAAGAGUGGCUUCCAGCCAUGUCGUGAUGGUACCUGCCUGGCCUCAUCCAAGUUCUGCAAUGGCGUUUUCUUUGAGUGUCCAGACAACACAGACGAAUAUCAAUGCGGCACGACUGGACCCGGUGUGUGCACACCGCUAGCUAAACCGACCAACGGCUACUCCCAGGGCACAAACUAUUCUGCUGGAGGCAGCGUCGUCUUCGGCUGCAAUUCCGGAUACAACCUGCAGGGAAGCAUUGUGCGCAUCUGCCAGAUUGACGGUUCCUGGAGUGGGGCAGCUGCCUCAUGUAAUCCCAUUCAACUGCAGUGCAAGUCUGGCUACCUGUCCUGCCUGCGUUCCAGUGGCUGUAUCCUGCCAUCACAGCGCUGCGACGGUGUUUGGUACGACUGUGCUGAUGGCUCUGAUGAACAGUACUGCCCAGGCAAGGCCACACCAGCUCCAGGUCAAACCGACUGUCAGGUCCUGUCACCACCGGCACUGGGCUCAAUGACCGUGAACGGCUUGAUGUUCACAAACACGACCACGUUUGUGUGCACAUCUCCCUAUGUCCUUAUGGGCUCGGCCGUGCGUACUUGUGAAAUCAACGGCCAGUGGAGCGGCGUGCAGCCAACUUGCGUCCUGACGACUGCUGUCUGUCGCUACAACCAGUGGAGAUGCCACAGCGGCCAGUGCAUCACGCAGUCGGCUCGCUGCAACGGCCACCUGUACGACUGCCGUGACGGAUCCGACGAGCUGUACUGCCCUGCCACCACUCCCACACCACAGGCAACGCAGGUGUUCACUGGCACUCCAGUACCUCCCACCACAACACAAGCUCCAGCAACCACACAACAAACUGGAACAACUGCGGUGCAGACUGAAGGCCCAACAACCAGGUCGCUUGCAGGACAAAAAUGUCCGUCUGCGCUGGAUUCCUGCCAGAAUGGUGCCAGCUGUCAGUUGGAUGCCGAUGGACUUCCAAUAUGCUUCUGCAAACCUGGCUACUCAGGUCUUUACUGUCAACAUCAAGAAACCGGAGUAGAACAACCUUGUGCCGCUCAAGUAGCCCUGGCCUGCAGCAAUGGCGGACGCUGCAACUACAACCCCAACACGGGAAUAACAUACUGCCAGUGCCCUGUUGGUUUUGGUGGUCUACUGUGCCGUGACCAGGACAUAGCACCCACGGAGGCACAGACAGGCGUAGGCGGCACCACUGCCAACAACACUGCUCUUCUCGUCGGUGUGGGCAUCCUGGCCGGAUUGGUGCUGAUCGUAGCCCUUCUAGCCAUCAUCUUUGUUGUCUCUAGGCGCAAGCCCCAACCAAAUGCGCGCAGCCCCGCCCCACAUGGCUCUGGAUUCGAGCGAUUUAAUGAUGAUCUACCUUUGACGUCUGGCAUGGAAACACCGACUGGCAGUCUGCGUGGCAUGUCGGCCCUCGGUGGACCAAGCGGCCAUUCACGACCAGGUAUCUCUAAUCCACUGUACUCUGAAGGUGGCGAGGGCGCAAUCAACUACUAAUUGCACUGCUAUCGUCGCCCAUUGUUAGCUCCACAUCCUACUAGCCAACAUGGAAAGAUUAACAUGGAAAGACUACAACAAGAGUCAAAAUAAACUUGAUCUAGUGUCUCUCGCUAUCUCCACAUCAUUCAUUUCUUCUUGCAUAGCGUUUGCCUACUGCUAGCUAUAUUCUAUUGCCUCCUGUACAGUUUUCAGUGUCCGUUCUUUGUUAGCAUUUUGCUAUUCUGCAGAGUUUUACUGCACCCCGGCACAUGUAAUGAAUUUAUAUGUAUACUAUUUGAUAUCGUCAUGACAACAGGAUUGUCACGUGGCUGCUGCCAUACACAGAACAUGCUGCUACCUUAAUAAUGCUGCAGUACCGCCAUGAAUCUCACGGUAAAUUGAGAAAGUCAGCAAAAUUUUGAAA
Molecule: messenger RNA, 15740 nt
Organism: Sycon ciliatum
Lineage: Eukaryota; Metazoa; Porifera; Calcarea; Leucosolenida; Sycettidae
Product: MAM and LDL-receptor class A domain-containing protein 1-like
Exons: 92
Coding region: 284-15334 (5016 amino acids)
Biological process (GO): protein ubiquitination
Cellular component (GO): membrane
Molecular function (GO): ubiquitin-protein transferase activity; metal ion binding; protein binding
Source: RefSeq, a predicted model, not a curated record